GACCUGUAGAAUCAAGAACAACUUUCGAUUUAUUUUUUUAUUUACCAACUGUUUUAGUUCCAAAUUAAUGUUUAGAAAUGUUAUUAAUUAAAGGUUUCUGAUUUCAAUGCAUAAUUAUGGCGUAUUAUUCCGACCUCUGUGUACAAUCUGAACAUCUUUUGGCUGACCCCUACCAAACUGAUUAUAGUCAACAGUAUUUGAUUCCAAACCAAGAGGCAGAAUAUGAAGUCCGUAGUACUGUCCUCGUUGACGGAGGAGACAGAUUUGGGGUGGCUUCUGUGGUGUUUGAUAAAUAUGAGGAGUUGAUAUGGAUGGGCAACCAAGGAGGCCAUGUCACCUCCUAUUAUGGGCCUGCCAUGCAGAAGUACACUUCAUUUCAAGUCCAUGAGUCAGAGGAAGUAAGGGAUAUACUGACAGUUGAGAAUGGCAUAUUUGCACUUACCAAAACCUCCCUACGGCAUCAGAUAAGAAGAGGAAUCCCAAAGCACACACAUAAAUCAAAGAGCAUGAGUGAUAUGCAGUGUCUAUACCAAGUGAGCUCUCACAAGUUGCUGAUGGGCGGCCAUCAGGACAAACUUAUUGAUUUGGAUCUCAAUAAAAUGGUUGAAAAUAUUAUUAAAAUUCCAGAAGAAGGUAGUGCAGUCCUCAGAAGCGGUGGAGGGUCUUUAGUGGCCUGUGGCAGUGCCAACGGUAUGGUGUCUCUACGAGACAUCCGGUGUCCCGGCAAGGCUGAACACAGUUUCCGGGCACAUUCUGCCUGUCUGUCUGACCUGGACAUGCAGGGUGAUACGCUAAUCAGUUGUGGAUUUACGCAAUCCGGCGGCGUGGCUGUAGCGGAGCCCUACCUCCUAGUCUGGGACGUGCGGGGCGCGGGGCGGCGGCGCGCGCCCUCCGUUUGGUCUCUUCCAUUGGGCUGGCCGCCACUUCUCCUGCACUUCGUUCCCGCUGUUUCCGGCAGAGCAGUGGCUUUGGGCGGAGAUGGGAACGUAGCCCUACUGCACGUGAACGAGUCACAUAAUGUUGAUCAUUCUGUCUUCCAGGUAGACACCCACAGCGCACACUGCAGCGCUAUGGACGUAUCUUCCACCAGCCAAGCUCUAGUCUUCGGGGAUCAAGCCGGCCACUUGCAUCUGUUCUCCGCUCAGCACAACCAUGAGCCACGGUUUAAUAACUUUUCGAGAGGCACAGAGUUUGCAGAUCCAGAUCCAGGUUUGCCGUUCGUGAGUCUCAACGACACGGGUUUCAAGUACUCCUCCGUCCCACUGCCCCCGCUCGCCUCCGGGAGCAAAUGGCUCAAUGAGAUGCCUGAGGCAUUUUAUAAGAGAGUCUACAGGAAACCGAAAACUAUAGACCCUGAAGUGCUGAAGUCCAUGAAGAUGCAGGGACCUAUAGGAUAUGCGCCAAACCCUAAAAAUACCAGAAGAAAUCAGAUUCCUUACGUUAAUGAUACCCUUGAAGAUUUACAAGCAGUCAGGCACAACGAUUUUGUUCCAAACAUACAACCUAUACCCAAGUGUUAUCUCAAGAUGGACUUUCGUCUAUACAAGCAUGGGGUCGACGAUUUGGAAAUCAACAAGACCGGUCUGCCAGGGCUAGAGGCGACCCUGCCUAACUCCUACUGCAACUCCAUGCUUCAGGUUCUCUACUACAUUCCUCAACUCAAAACAACUUUGCUAGCUCAUACUUGCGCUAAGGAGUUUUGUCUGAGCUGCGAGCUAGGUUUCCUCUUCCGCACGCUGGACGCUAGCGGCGGCUCACCGUGUCAGGCGAGCAACUUCCUGCGAGCGUUCCGCACCGUACCCGAGGCCGCCGCGCUCGGCCUCAUACUCGACCGCGGCGACCAGAAGGCCGACCUCGUCACUCUCAUACAGAGCUGGAACAGAUUUAUUCUGCACCAAAUCCAUUACGAGAUUCUCGAAACUCGUAAGAAAGAGAAGGAGCUAGCGUUUCUCACUCAGAAUUCCAGUCCACCUAAGCCGUCAAGAAUCAGCAGUAGGAUCAACAGACAAGUUGUCAACGGACAAUAUGUUGAGGACUAUCAGUAUACUGAGUUGGAAUUCCUUGGGCCUUCGGAGUACGAGGAGUUUAGAGAGCCCCUAGAAGAUUCUUGGAAGAGCAAUAAUAAUGAUGAAGAGCACAAUCACGUACGGAGUGAGAGUAUCGACGUGAGUAACAAUCACAAUAACACGGACCGCGAAGACUCCGAGAUCUCUCAACUGUUCGCCAUCGUCAGACAACAGCUCAAUAGGUGUUUGAAGUGUAACAAAGAGGAGGAACGUAUGUCUGUAGCGCUGGCAUGCGCGCUGCAAUAUGGCGGCGGCGAGCGCGGGUUCGCAGACUUACUGCGUGCGGCGCUAGCGGCGCGUCGCUCCACGCCCGCCUGGUGCGAGCGGUGCGCGCGCUUCACGCCGACCACGCAGCGUGCGCGCCCGCACAGAUUGCCUCCGAUAUUAGCAAUAAACUGCGGCGGAACGACGGCGCAGGAGAAGGCGUACUGGUCUAAAAGUGUCACCAAAGACGCGACAGAGGCGUUGAAACGUGGACUGACUGGUAAGCCGUGUCGGUACGGCCUGCACUGCGCGCGGCCGGGGUGUAGAUUCAAACAUCCUGACAGAGGUCUCUCCCAAUCCGCGUCUCCGGAUAGCUGCACGCUGCCACACCGCCUGCACGUGCGCCUGCAGGCCGACGGCGACGUGCUCAUCGACGACAAGACUGAUCCCCCUCCCGUGGACAAGCGUGCGGUGUGGAGCGACUCGUACGCACUGACGGCGGUCAUAGCGUGCGUGGAAGACGGUCCGCGACAUCUAGUGGCGUACGUGUCGCGACGCAAGCAGUGGUUCCUGUUUAACGACCUCAGUAUAAUGCCCGUGAGCGCGGAGGAGGUGGUGCAGUUCAGCUGGUGGUGGAAGUCGCCGUGCGUGCUGUUCUACACUAGCGUGGGCGCCGCUCCCCCCUCGUAGCUCACGUGCGGGCUCUGCGCCUCCGGGUGUCAUGGCCCUUGCAUCAACGAUGCCUACUAUUAGGCGAAAGAGAAAUCUACUUUUGUAAAUAUUUUUCUAGAAUAAACGCUUUUUAACGAGAUGAAAGAAAUAACAUUGCAGUGAGCGUUACGGGUGAGCCAAAUUCCUCAGUCGGCCAUUCGCGACUCAUUGCGCUGUAAUUUAACAUAUUUAUUUUAUUACAAGACUACAUGGACCAAAGAGACUGCUAGACACGUAGACCUCAGAAACUAGAAGCCUAGUAAUGUGCCGACACUGAAAUGAAAGCAAUAAAUAUGUUUACCAGAGCGAGUGAUUCACAAUUCUCGUUACGAAACUUACAAUGAUGUGAUUGGUCAAUGUUUAGCGUGGUGUGCGUUUAUUGGCUGCCCGAGAUUUCGAAUUGUGAAUUCUCCUUGGUCAAUUUUAAAUAAUAGAAAUAAGACAAUCGUAAUAAUAUUUUAUACCGCGACAAUAUCUUAUAUUUGAGAAUAAGUGUUCACUGACGCUAUUGCAUCAGUUACCACGUUGAUUUAAAACCGCUUUAAAUGAAGUAAGAAUUAAAUUUUAUUUGUACGACUAAACAUAAUAAUUAUCAUGCUGAAGUU
Aricia agestis (brown argus) is the source of this 3586-nucleotide messenger RNA. It is a transcript of the gene PAN2, whose product is annotated as PAN2-PAN3 deadenylation complex catalytic subunit PAN2. The transcript has 22 exons. NCBI's taxonomy places the organism in Eukaryota, Metazoa, Arthropoda, Insecta, Lepidoptera, Lycaenidae. Gene Ontology annotation, cellular component: PAN complex; P-body. Gene Ontology annotation, biological process: nuclear-transcribed mRNA poly(A) tail shortening. Gene Ontology annotation, molecular function: protein binding. The record is from RefSeq and is a predicted model, not a curated record. The coding region runs from base 117 to 2960 and encodes 947 amino acids.